Messenger RNA from Xenopus laevis (African clawed frog), 1293 nucleotides. It is a transcript of the gene gtpbp8.L, whose product is annotated as GTP-binding protein 8 (putative) L homeolog. The record is from RefSeq and is a predicted model, not a curated record. Bases 175 to 1023 code for a protein of 282 amino acids. Gene Ontology annotation, cellular component: mitochondrion. NCBI's taxonomy places the organism in Eukaryota, Metazoa, Chordata, Amphibia, Anura, Pipidae. The transcript is spliced from 7 exons. Gene Ontology annotation, molecular function: magnesium ion binding; GTPase activity; metal ion binding.
UUGCGCUGCUGGGACAUUUGAAUCAAGCGGUAUAGCUGAACAUUGCUGGGGUCGUUCAUUUCUAGGAAUCGUCGAUACCGAGACGUUUCUUUAGCUGGUCUAUAUCAUGUGCUGAGUGGAAUGCUGGGGUUUAUAUUAAGCUAGCUAAAUCGUAUAAUUCUCAGUGGAUAGAAUAUGAGGACUCUGCUUCGGCCUGCACUGACCGCUCGGGAGCAUUUUGGUGCCUGUGGGAUAUUGGGCAGGAGGGCCGCCAGCUAUGCUUCCAUCAAGGACGUGACCAAGCUGCAGGAGAAGAAGAUGAACAAGAUUCUCUUUCCAAUACUGGGCUUGGAGAAGUAUCUCAGCCCCAACAUGGACAAGAAGCACUUUAGACUCUUUGACCCCAGUCUUGAGCAGAUCGCUAAAGCGGAAGAAUUGUUCCGUCCGUCUGAUAAGCACCCGAUAGACUAUGUCACCUCUGCCAUCAGGAUGGACCAUGCCCCGAGCCUUACCCAGCCUGAGGUUUGUUUCAUAGGAAGAAGCAAUGUCGGCAAAUCCUCCUUAAUAAAGGCCUUGUUUUCUCUUGUCCCAGGGAUUGAAGUCAGAGUGUCCAAAACCCCAGGUCACACCAAAAAGAUGAACUUUUUCAAAGUGGGGAAAGUGUUCACCCUGGUGGACAUGCCAGGCUACGGGUAUAAAGCUCCGGAUGACUUUGUGGAGAUGGUGGAACCGUACCUACAAGUGAGAAAAAAUUUAAAGCGUACGUUUUUGCUGGUGGACAGUGCCCUUGGAUUCCAGAAAGCGGAUCUCAUUGCGGUGGAAAUGUGCGAGGAGUUUGGUAUCCCUUAUGUUAUUGUAGCCACCAAGAUUGACCGGUCGCCCACUGGAGUGCUGCUUACACAGUACCUGCAGAUCCAGGAGUUCAUAGAGAAGCAAACACAGGGGUGUUACCCACAACCAUUCCUAGUCAGCUCAAUGCAGUUCUCCGGAAUCCACCUGCUCAGAUGUUUUGUUGCUCACGUAACAAGAAACCUGCCCACAUAACCGGUCACUCCCAAGUGGCCUACUUCACUAAUCUUUUGUUAUUCUGCAGGAAGAAUUACCAGUUAUUGCACUGGGGUUAGUUUAUCUCAGCGAUACUAAGUGAAUAGAGAUUACCCUUCUAUGAAUGGGAAGAAAAACUGUUCUUGGUGCAUGGAAAGGUCCACUAAACCCACCACUUGCAUAAAAUAAGCUCAGUAAAUCAAUGAUACAAGUGGAGAAUACUUUAUUCAAAUUUUAAAAAUAUAAAUAAAUAAAAGUCAACACAUUAAA